This is a messenger RNA of Solea senegalensis (Senegalese sole), 4702 nucleotides long. RefSeq names its product SATB homeobox 1a (gene satb1a). The transcript has 11 exons. The coding region runs from base 541 to 3180 and encodes 879 amino acids. Gene Ontology annotation, molecular function: DNA-binding transcription factor activity, RNA polymerase II-specific; RNA polymerase II cis-regulatory region sequence-specific DNA binding. NCBI's taxonomy places the organism in Eukaryota, Metazoa, Chordata, Actinopteri, Pleuronectiformes, Soleidae. Gene Ontology annotation, biological process: chromatin remodeling; regulation of transcription by RNA polymerase II. The record is from RefSeq and is a predicted model, not a curated record.
GCGCUCGUGAACGACAGGGGACUUACUGCCGGGACAGUAAACACGACAUUAUGUUGAUGUUAAACAGACUGUACAGAUCACUGUAGUAAAAAAAAAAUAUAAAAUAAAAAAAGGACGCACUGUCAGGAUUCAACCGUCGAGACAAACAGGUCUGUUCCUCAUUCUGAUCUCAAUGGGAGCGCGUGUAACAUGUGGAUAUGGUUUGUGUCUGUGGGAAAGAGGUUGCUGAUGUGUGAUGGCAGCGCGAGGAUGCUCUUUGGCGUCGGCUGAAACAGGUUGGUUUCGCUUCGAUCAAACUUCGGCGUCAGAAUCGGACGUGGGACCAUCAGCGCGGCUGAGGAUGAACUGAAUCACUGUCACUUUUAGAAGCAGCGCGCGCGCCUGGAGAUGACAGCAGCUUUAUUAUGAGAAACUGUGCUGUGGCACUGACUGUGGACUUUUACUGGACUCGGAGGGUUAAUAUGCUUAUCGCUGCAUCUGUCUGAAGGUCACCAACUAAUUCUGCUCCGGAUAUCCGUCAGAUCAGAUGCGAGGCCACAGAUGGACUCCCUGUGUAAUGGAGCCAAGAAACGUAAGGGCAGUGAUCCAGUUGUAGUCCCCAGGCCAACUCCUGCCAAGCUGGCUCGACCGGAACAAAAUGAAGCAGGACCUUCGGCCCAGGAGAGAAGGCAGGAGGGGGGCAGUCCUGUGGCCGUCAACCCUUGCCUAGCCCAGAAACAGGGCAGGAGCUGGCACAGCAAAGGGAGCCUGCUGCCAGUGUUCUGUGUGGUGGAGAACGGUGAAAACCAGUUGGAGGGAGACAAGAAAGAUGGACAUGCAGAGUUCGUGUUGAUCAGGAAAGAUCUGCUGUUUAACCAGCUCAUCGAGAUGGCCCUGGUCGCUCUGGGCUACUCUCACAGCUCUGCGGCACAGGCUGAAGGUCUGAUCCAGGUUGGCAGGUGGAAUCCUGUGCCUCUGUCUUUUGUGACAGAUGCUCCUGAUGCCACAGUGGCUGACAUGCUGCAGGACAUUCACCAUGUCAUCACCCUUAAAAUUCAGCUGCACUGCUGCCGCAAACUAGAAGACCUGCCACCCGAGCAGUGGACUCACACCACAGUGAGAAACGCCCUGAAGGAGCUCCUUAAGGAAAUGAACCAGAGCACACUGGCUCAAAAGUGUCCUCUGUCCCAGAGCAUGAUAUCGUCCAUUAUAAAUUGUGCCUCCUAUGCAAACGCCUCGGCUGCCAAGUGUCAAGAAUUUGGUCAGUGGUACAGGCACUUCAAGAAGAACAAAUGCUUCGAAGAGCCCGACAGCUGUCUUGAGCCGUCUGCAAAUAUUACCCUCACCCAACAGCCAAUCACAGGUAGCCCACCUGCGCAGAGCUCAGGCCAUCUUUUUCCUCAAGGAGAAGUAGCCAACCUGUGUGCUGGCUCACCCUGUGUUCUGCGGCCCCCGGGGCUGUUAACUCAGCCUCUCAGCUCCGAAAUGGUCAACCAGCAGCUGGUCAUGGCCCAGUUUCUCCACCAGCAGUAUGCCGUUAGCCGCAUGCUAGCAGGCCAAGGUCUCUCGUCGUCACCGCAACAGUAUCUCAACCACCUUCCCGUGAUGAGAGCUCCUGCUAAGGUCGUCUUCAAGGCCUCCGAUUCCCACGCUCCUCAGCAGGCACAGAGCUGCCCAGUUUCUGGAGGUUCUGCAGCUGAGCCUCAAAGCCAGACACCGGCAGCCUCCUCUGUGGGUCAGUGUGACAUACCGAACGACAUCUACCAGUGUGUGAGGGAGGAACUGAAGAGAGCAGGCAUCUCCCAAGCCGUUUUUGCCCGGGUUGCUUUUAAUAGGACCCAGGGCCUGCUGUCAGAGAUCUUACGUAAGGAGGAGGACCCAAAACACGCCUCCCAGUCUCUGUUGGUUAACCUGAGGGCCAUGUACAACUUCUUGCAACUCCCCGAGGCAGAGAGGGAGCGCGUUUACCAGGAGGAGAAAGAGAGGAGCCUGACUGGAUUUACUCCCAGCUGCAGCAAUACACCGCCAAGAUCCACACAGGCGAGACUGUCCCCGGUCACAGCAGACAGGGGCUUGAGGACAGACACUUGUGAUCUCAAUGUCAGCUCCUCGAUCUACGGGGAGAUCCAGCACGAGAUGAAGAGAGCCAAGGUGUCUCAGGCCCUGUUUGCAAAGGUGGCCGUCUCCAAGAGUCAGGGCUGGCUGUGUGAGCUGCUGCGCUGGAAGGAAGACCCCGCUCCAGACAACCGGACCCUGUGGGAGAACCUGUGCAUGAUCCGCCGAUUUCUCAGCCUGUCCCAGACUGAGCGAGACUUCAUCUAUGAACAGGAGAGCGGCAGCCCAGCAGCACAGCUCAUGCUGCUUGGCAAUGACAGUACACUGUACCAACACAAAUCCCCUCUGCCACAGCAACACCACCUUCAACCCCAUCAGCCCCUGCAGCCUGAGACAGGGUCGCACCUAUCUCCACGGCAACCAUGUAUUGAAUCGCCAGCCGAGUCAGACGAGGUUGGGCUCAACUGGAGAGUAUGUUUACAGAGCAGGAGCAGUGGUAGUGGUGAGAGAGGGGACAGUCAGGACGGGGCUGAGGGAGGGCGUGAAGAGGGGGGGAGUUUGAGAGGAGGGGACUGGGGUUGUCCUGGAGGAGUGAAGAAUGAGUGCAUGGAAAGCAAGGAGCAGGUGAGGGAUGGAAUUGUGGGUCAGGAAAGCAUAAGUGAGAACACCGGAGACAGCGAAGAGAGCAGGGUUAAGGAGACGCAGUCUGUCAAGUGGCCCAGUGAGAAGAACGUGAGCCAAGAUAGCGCAAGGGUGUGUUCAGAGGCGGAAAACAAUGAGGCUGAAGGUUGGGACGAGGUGCAAGGUGAGGGGUUAGGAGUGUCCUGUGAAGCCCUGGGAAUCCUGCAGAGCUUCAUCCAGGACGUAGGCCUAAACCCAGAUGACGAGGCCAUCCAUACUCUGUCGGCUCAGCUGGGCCUGCCUAAACACAUCAUCCGCAACUACUUCAACAGCCAGGACCAAGGACAGAGUAAGAGUUAUUUGUGUUCCGAGUGUCGACCGUGUUCUCCCUCUGAACACAGCCGGGACAAUCAGCACGGCAGUACAGACUCGAACCACCUCCAGGCAGACAAGUCUAUAGAGGAACAGGAGCAGGAACACAGUGGGGACAGUGACGAGAAGUCUCAAGUGAGGAAUGUGAUUUGACACAGUUGGACGAUGGCACGUAUAAAGGACAGAUGGGAGAGCAUGUAACCCAAAUACAUCCAAAAGUGUGGGUGAGCCACAUCUCCCCCGCGAGCAUCGUUAUGCAUACUCCACAUUGUUUGGUCAAACUGGCUAAUAAUAACUGCCUCGCAGUGUUCAGAGGUUUUGGUGUGUUUGAAGCACUAAACAGGCUGAGAAAGGGUGUAAAGUUAACUCAUUAUAUGUUUUUUAUACCAGAGACUUUGUAUUUCCUUACCCCGCCUUUACACUGUUAUCCUACCCUGAAACACUUGAGAAAGAAAGCAACUGGGACUUUCCUGUAAAUACAGCUAUUGUGGAAAAAAAACAUCAUGGAUUCAUAGGAAACAAUAGAAUGAUCCUCACUGUUUAAAAAAGAUGAAAAUUAAAAAAAAAAAGAAUAAUUGUGUAUGGUUGGCUGAUGUAAAGUUAGAUAACUUCUUACCAGAAAUGCCUUGCAGAAUGUGGUACUGCCAGUUUGUUACUAUAUGGUCAACAUUGCAAGUUAUGUUUAUGUUGGAGUUAUUAAAAAAAAAAUUUGAACACUUCACAGUUUAUUUCUAAGGAUGCAUGUAUUUGUAAGUCUCUCAAAAUAUGAUAAUGCUAAGCAAAAAGCAGACAACGCAAAGAUAGUGAAUUUCUUUGCAUCACACACUGUGCUUUAAGACUGAGGUUGUGCAGUUUUAAAAAACAUUUAAAAACAAAAUGUCCACUCUAUUAUUAGCAAAAAAAAAAAACUUUCUUUGUGUCACUUAAAUGUGUUCACAGUGUGAGUGCGAUGAAUAAAGAUGUGUGUGUUUUGAGGCCAAGCCUUCAAAAAUAAUGCAGCUUACUGACUUUUCCCGUCUUCCUUUUGUUUGGCAGACAUUACUCGGAUCUAGAAAGUGACACAUUUUCUCACCAGCGCAAACUGUGACACACGUGAUGUCUCUCACCAGGAAGCUCAAGGUGUAAACCUCAUGUGAUGGAAUCCGGUUGAGCUGGCUGAGAGGGCAUCAUGCCAUUUCCUGUAUCCUGCAUGGCAGAUAGGAAUGUUGUGUUCUUACCAAGCAGCAGCAGCAGUAGCCGCAAAUUGUUUUGUUUUAAACUGAAUUUCAGAGUGCUACAAAGACUGGAAAGUACAUUUUUGAAGCAUGAAGCUGGUAUUUUAUGAACAACAUUGUCCUGUUGUGGAUUAUUCUUAAACAGCAGUUCUCGUGUUUACUGUCCAUUACUGUUAUACACCAAGCGCUGGUGAUUUCCUCUUGAAUAAGUGCAUCUGUGUGGGUGAAUUGUCGUCAUUGUCUCCAGCGAUCAGAGAGUAUUCCUCUGUGCUGAUCACUUGGACUCUCCGUACCAGUGGAUCUGCGUCUCCACUGCGUUUUCCACCUUAUGUCACUUUUCUUUCUUCCUUUGUUUCUGCUCUUGACUGCUCUUUCUGCCCCCGACUCUCUCAGCAUUCAAGCCCCAUUUGGUCAGAAUAGCUUUAUGGAAUAACGCAAUAAAGCUGUACUCUUUUCUGUCA